CGAAUUACUACGCCUUUCCACAUGGAGUUCACCUUGCCGAAAAAGAAACAGGAACAGUUUUGAGAUAUUUUGUGCUCUUGAAAGAUAAAAUUCAACUUGGCAUUAGAUUUACUAGGAAGAUAAAUCCAACAUGGAUCUUGUUACGAUUUUAGAAAAGACCACAUCGGCUGAUCAUACCGAGCUAGAACAUGCCCAGAAAUUCCUGGAGCAAGCUUCAGCCACAAAUUUGCCGGAGCUGCUCAAAACACUGUCCGAGAUCUUGAAGACGGCAACUAACAGUCCUGUGGCUCGUAUGCAGGCAGGUUUACAGCUGAAGAACGCACUUUAUUCAAAAGAUCAGGCCUUAAAGUUGGAAUAUCAGCAGAGAUGGCUUUCCUUUCCAGAGGACGUUCGAAAUCUUGUCAAAAUCAAUGUCUUGGCGAGUUUGGGCACCGAAACUGUUCGACCCAGCUCUGCAGCCCAAUGCGUAGCUAACAUCGCCUGUGCAGAUCUUCCAAAUGGGUUGUGGCCUGACCUGAUUUCCUCACUUUGCCGUAAUGUUACUGACCCAGCAAGCACAGAAAUGAUGAAAGAAUCCUGCUUGGAGGCAGUCGGAUAUAUCUGCCAGGAUAUAGACCCAGAGAUUCUUCAAACACAGUCAAAUGAGAUUCUUACAGCCAUAGUUCACGGAAUGAAAAAAGAGGAAACAAGCAACCAUGUCAGAUUUGCCGCAACAAACGCACUUCUCAACUCCUUAGAAUUCACCAAGAGCAACUUUGAAAGAGAUUCAGAGCGACAUUUUAUCAUGCAAGUUGUGUGCGAGGCAACGCAGUCGGAAGAAACACGUGUAAGAGUUGCGGCCCUUCAGUGUCUUGUGAAGAUCAUGUCCCUUUACUAUGUCUACAUGGAGCACUAUAUGGGCCCCGCUCUGUUUGCGAUCACAGUUGAAGCAAUGAAGUCAGAGGUGGACGAGAUUGCUUUGCAGGGUAUUGAAUUCUGGUCAACCGUGUGUGACGAAGAAGUGGAUCUUGCCAUCGAACUGUCAGAGGCUGCGGAAGCAGGCAAACCACCAGAGAGAACGAGCCGGUUUUAUGCCAAGGGAGCCUUGCAGUACCUUGUGCCAAUUAUGCUGUCUUCUCUCACAAAACAGGAAGAGUUUGAUGAUGACGAUGAAUGGAAUCCAUGCAAGGCUGCGGGAGUCUGCCUUAUGUUGAUGGCCUCGUGCUGUGAAGACGAUAUUAUUCCCCAUGUUCUGCCCUUUGUCACACAAAAUAUACAGAACCAGGACUGGCGCCAUAGAGAUGCUUCCGUCAUGGCAUUUGGUUCCAUAUUGGAAGGUCCAGAUCCGAACCAGCUCAAGUUAUUGGUGGACCAGGCUCUGCCGAUGUUGAUAGAGAGCCUCAAAGACCCGAGCGUCGUUGUUCGAGACACAGGAGCAUGGACCAUCGGUCGUGUGUGCGAGAUCUUGCCAGAGACGGUUAUCAAUGAGAAAUACUUGGAGCCGCUGCUAUACGCUCUUGUGGACGGCCUGAAUACAGAACCGAGAGUGGCUAGCAAUGUGUGCUGGGCAUUUUCCAGUCUUGCUGAAGCUGCCUACGAAGCUGCAGAGACGCCAGAUGAUGGAAACGACCCACCAAACUACUGCCUCUCCAAAUACUUCGAACAGAUUGUCCAGAAACUUAUAGCCACUGCUGAUAGAGCGGAUGCGAACCAAAACAAUCUAAGAAAUGCUGCCUACGAGGCCAUUAUGGAGCUGAUGAAAAACAGCCCUAAAGACUGCUACCCUAUUGUCCUUAGUACACUGGUCCUCGUCCUAGAUAAACUAGAAAAAGUCCUUCAAUUAGAGAAUGUGAUACAAGCAUCUUCGGAGCGUUCCCAGUACAAUGAUUUGACUUCACUGCUUUGUGCUACUCUACAGAGUGUAUUACGGAAAGUAACACCGGAAGAUGCCCCAAAGAUUUCUGACCAGAUAAUGCACUGCCUGCUGCGAAUGUUCCAGUCUUCAACUGGGAAGUCAGGCUGCGUGCAGGAAGACGCUCUGUUAGCACUGUCUAUCCUCACUGAGGUAUUGGGAGAGAAUUUCCUCAAGUACAUGGAAGCCUUCAAACCAUUCCUGAUCCAUGCCCUGAAAAACCACGGUGAAUACCAGGUGUGUAUAGUUGCUGUAGGUCUGGUUGGUGACCUGAGUCGAGCCCUGGGACAGAAGGUGCUUCCAUACUGUGACGAGAUAAUGCUCCUGCUUCUAGAAAACCUGGGGAAUCAAAGUGUACAUCGGUCUGUGAAGCCCCAGAUUCUGUCCAUAUUUGGUGAUAUUGCCUUGGCUAUAGGCCCCACCUUCAAGAAUUAUCUAGAGGUUGUGUUGUCUACUGUACAACAGGCCACACAGGCACAAGUUGACAAGACUGACUAUGACAUGAUAGACUAUCUGAACGAGUUACGUGAAGGAUGCCUUGAGGCCUACACUGGCAUUGUACAGGGAUUGAAGGGUGAUGGUGACACUCCAAGUCAGGAGGUAGCGUUACUACAGAACCAUGUUGGACACAUGAUAUCCUUCAUAGAACACAUAGCACUAGAUGAGGAUCACAGCGACAGUAAUAUAUCAGCCUCGUGCGGUCUCAUAGGAGACCUUUGUACAACAUUCGGUGCCAGUAUCCUGCCAUUGGUCGAUAAGGAACCAAUAACAAGCCUUCUUACAAAAGGGCGAAGGUCAAAAGUCAGCAAAUGUAAAACAUUGUCCACUUGGGCAACUAAAGAAAUCCGCAAACUGAAAAACGCUCAGUCAUGAUAAAUUAAGGAGCCUAGAAUCUGUGUAAUACUAGAAUUGCACCAUGGACAUCUAGACAUUGCUACAUAAGACAACAAAAUUAUAUGCGGAGUUGUCUAAAAACAGCCAUCUCAAAUAUCCCAGCAAGACUUGUGUGUUUUUGUGCGAGGGACUGGGAGAUUCUGACAACACUACAGUGAGGGGGAGAGAGAAUUAUUGUUACGAGCGUGGAAAGUGAGCAAGUUGCGAGAAAGCUCAAUUGACGACAAAUCGUGCGAGUGAGCGAGACCAGUGAGAACGCGACAUUACAAAGCCCAGGACGGUGACUGCAGACUGACAAAGCACUCAGUUCGACCUUGACCUACGUUAUAUUGACAACAAUAUAUAUAGUUAUGAACGACAUCAAACUUCAUGACCGGUUUCAUCUUCUCAAAUACGGCCUGAGACAAAAUUGUUCAGCAUAAAUGCAAUUGCAGUUUUGUUUUAACACCGUUGUGUUCUCCUGUUUAAAAAUGUGCAUGCCAAAAUUAAAAUGAAAGAAGUAAAAAAAAUAUAGAUAUCUUUUAGAGAAAUGACCAUUGAUCUAAAUAUGUUACUUGUUGCAAAGAAAUAAAAGCAUGUUAUUCAUUGUUUUUCACUGAGCUAUGCUGUGAUCAUACCAUUUUCUAAAGUGAUAUGCAUAUUUUUCCAUUUACACGGGAAUGAGUGAUAUUUCCCGCAGUGCUAAUGUUUGUAUUCUUCUCAGCUGUUGAAUUAUUUGUUCAAGCCUUCCUCUUUUGUGCUAUACAACUCUGAUUUCUCUUCUACAGACAUCCGACAAACUUGUUAUUUUUGUGUUCUGUGUGUAUAUAUAUAUAUUUGCUUAUGUUGAUAUAAAGAGGGUUUCAUGCAAUAUUGUAUUUAAUUUAUCAGCUGAGUUUUUGAUUUGACCAAGCAAAUUUAAUGAAUUUUUGCUGCUUAUAACUCCAUUAGAAAAAAAACCCAAUGCAUUAGAUUAAUCAUUUAAAAUUGCAUAAAAUCCUCUAUUGCCUAGUGUCGAACUAGGCUGUUAUUUCAUGUUUGAAGACAGCGUUCAUUGACUUAAACAAUUGGUUGAUUAGACUCUGAAAUGGUUUAUAAAUUCUAAAACUUAAAUAUCAUUAAUUUGUUGCCAUAGCAACGACAUGGAAUGAAAGACCACGGAUUAUUAGUAGUCAAGUUAUCAGAUCUGUUAUAAUUUGUCCAUGAUUGGCACGAUUGUAAACAUAAAUUAUAUAUCUCUAUUUUCAUACAAUGAUGAAGGUCUUGACAGAAAUAAACACAUUUGAACAAUGAA
Molecule: messenger RNA, 4058 nt
Organism: Mya arenaria
Lineage: Eukaryota; Metazoa; Mollusca; Bivalvia; Myida; Myidae
Product: importin subunit beta-1-like
Exons: 22
Coding region: 131-2764 (877 amino acids)
Biological process (GO): protein import into nucleus
Cellular component (GO): nucleus; cytoplasm
Molecular function (GO): small GTPase binding; nuclear import signal receptor activity
Source: RefSeq, a predicted model, not a curated record